CCUCCCUUUACUGCGUGUUUUUUCUCUCCCUCUUUUCAUUUUUCUCCCCCACCCACUCUCUGUCUCUCUCCGGCUCCCGUUAUUUGGCCGCUGCGCGGGAUGAGAGUUUACCUGUCCGCGUAGCUCACCUGAGCCGACUCACCUGUCCCGAGGCGAGGGACGCUUCCGCGGCGCUGGCAACUGAACCCGGGGGAAAGGAAAGGAAAGGAAAGGAAAAGCGGGACGAGGCUUGCGAAACGAGGAGAAAGGUGCAACUCCUUCUCUUUUUUUUUUUUUUUUUUUUGUCCUCCCACGUUUCCUGCUUUUUACCUGCGUAAAAGUUUGGAGCGCAUCGGGGAGCAAUGCCGAGGGCCUUUCUGGUGAAGAAGGCGAAUGUGUCGCCGGGGAAGCGGAACUGGAGCGAGCUGCCGGACCACGAGAGGGGAGACGUGUAUGUCCCAGUCUCCAUCUUCCCCCCGGUCCUGACGACGGAGGCCGAAGCCAGCCCUGCUGAGGCCGCACCUCUAUGCCUCACCACGCACUCGCUGCAGGACGCGUCGGCCGAGCUGCCGUCUAGCACGGUCCUCGGCCGACAUCAAAGCCCAGCGGCGUCGCCGCAGGGGUGGACGGACGUCAGGAAGAGAUCUCCGGCCAGCUCCACGUACAUCCGGGCCAAGAUGAAGGUGACUACAGGCGAGUUGCCCCCCGACCUGGCUCCUCCACCUCUCCCUCUUCCCCCCAUCCCCUCUCCGCCACCUCAGCCAUCACACGCGCCUGUGAUGCCAGCCGCCCCAAAGCCCACCCCUGCCCCUCUGGAGGCGGUCUCCAUGGUGACGGGAUCAGCAGAUCAGAGCCAGAAUUCAUCAGCCACAACAACAGGGUUGGAUAAGUUUGUGUGCCAGGUCUGCCAGAAGACCUUCCAGUACCAGCGGAUGUUGAACAGACAUCUCAAAUGCCACAACGACACCAAGAGACACCUCUGCAAGUUCUGCGGCAAGGGUUUCAACGACACCUUCGACCUCAAGAGACACGUACGCACACAUACAGGCGUCCGGCCGUACAAGUGCACCCUGUGCGAGAAGGCCUUCACGCAGCGCUGCUCGCUGGAGUCCCACAUGAAGAAGAUCCACAGCGUCACCCUGAAGUACGCCUACAAGGAGCGGCGCAACAAGCUGUACGUGUGCGAGGAGUGCGGCCACACGGCGGGGGCGCAGGACGAGCUGCUCGUCCACCUGCACGCGCUGCACCCAGACAGCCAGCUGCUCAAGGGCAAGGCCGGCGCCAGGAGGCUGGGCGGCGGGGGGGCCGGGGGCUCCACGCCCAGCUCCCCGCAGGAGGGCGACAGCGACGACACCACCGGAUCCUCCGGACAGUAGAAGACGGAAACAUCCGGACUAUCGAGAAUAAGCUGAGGAGGGACAGAUGUUGACUCCUGAUGGAGACAGACUGCAUAGCAACCGGGGAACGCAAAUCCUUUUGUAUUUACUGUUUAAAUGUGUAUAUUUAUGAAUGUAUGAACUUGGAUUUUGGGUUAAUACCAUGUAUAUCAGUUGUUUAUUUGAUAAUGCACCAAAGAAGGCCAAGUGAUUCAGAGGUUCUGCAAAAAUCAUGACCAUCUUUGUCCGGUUCAGUUGUCUAAGUUGUUGUUUUGUCUCGUCUUGUUUUGGCCCGUUUGUGUAUUUUUGUGUGGGAUUGUACUACCUGGGGGAUUCUCUGUACAGCAGAAAAAAAUACCUUUUUCUAUGAAAAAUACUUUAUUCAUUAAAGGGAGUAAUAUAUUACACAAGUUAUUUUGCAGCAGA
Molecule: messenger RNA, 1781 nt
Organism: Cololabis saira (Pacific saury)
Lineage: Eukaryota; Metazoa; Chordata; Actinopteri; Beloniformes; Belonidae
Gene: ovol1a
Product: ovo-like zinc finger 1a
Exons: 5
Coding region: 342-1355 (337 amino acids)
Biological process (GO): epidermal cell differentiation; regulation of transcription by RNA polymerase II
Cellular component (GO): nucleus
Molecular function (GO): RNA polymerase II cis-regulatory region sequence-specific DNA binding; DNA-binding transcription factor activity, RNA polymerase II-specific
Source: RefSeq, a predicted model, not a curated record